Molecule: messenger RNA, 2108 nt
Organism: Diorhabda sublineata
Lineage: Eukaryota; Metazoa; Arthropoda; Insecta; Coleoptera; Chrysomelidae
Gene: gny
Product: dolichyl pyrophosphate Man9GlcNAc2 alpha-1,3-glucosyltransferase
Exons: 1
Coding region: 323-1996 (557 amino acids)
Biological process (GO): protein N-linked glycosylation
Cellular component (GO): endoplasmic reticulum membrane
Molecular function (GO): dolichyl pyrophosphate Man9GlcNAc2 alpha-1,3-glucosyltransferase activity
Source: RefSeq, a predicted model, not a curated record
UAUAUAAAGUGAUGUAUGUUUAACAGUUAUUUAAUAAUUUUGAAUUUACAAUUUACUGUUACGUUAUGACGUAUACAGAAGAAUAUUUAAAAAAUAAACUUUUGAAAGAAUUGAACGCUUCUUACGUGGUAAGUGAAAUAUCCAAAAUAAUUCUUUUCUCAAAACUGUCAAUUUAGUACAUAACCUCAUUAUCGAUUUUCGCGAUAUGAUGCCACAUCAUUUUAUAAUGUAGAUUUAAAAAAGUUGAUAAAAUAUGAAAUAAUUCGUAUGUGAAGCCACAGUUAGGAAAGCCGUCCAUAAUUAUUACUAAAAAAUAUCGAAAAUGUACAUUAGGAUAACAGCUGAAACUUUGUUAAUAGUGUUCGGAACGUUAUUAUCAAUUUUAUUGCGAGCUUGUACAAAUUUACACUCGUAUUCCGGAGAAGCCUCACCACCAAUGUAUGGAGAUUACGAAGCGCAACGACAUUGGAUGGAAAUCACAACAAAUUUACCAAUAAAUCAAUGGUACCACAAUACUAGUGAUAACGAUUUGAACUAUUGGGGAUUGGAUUAUCCACCCCUAUCCGCAUAUCAUAUGUUCAUAUGUGGAAAAAUAGCUCAGUAUCUAAACGAUAAUUACACAAAAUUACACGACUCCCGAGGUUAUGAAAGUGAAUCUCAUAAAUUAUUUAUGAGAUAUACAGUGAUGGUUUGUGAUAUAUUUUUGUAUAUACCAGCGUUGAUAAUAUAUUACCAAACGUGUAUUGGAGUAAAAGAGAUUCACGAAUCCGGAGCGAAGAAAAAGAAAUGGAAGAAUCAGAACAAUAUUAAAAUGAGUAGUUCGUUCUGUACUAUCUUAGGUUUGUUAUAUCCCGGAAUUAUAAUCGUAGAUCACGGACAUUUUCAAUAUAAUUGCGUGUCUUUAGGUUUCGCGAUAUUUUCUAUAACGUUUUUAUUGAAAAAGUACGAUGUUUUAGCUUCGAUUUUAUUUUGUUUCGCUUUGAAUUACAAACAAAUGGAACUUUAUCAUUCGUUACCGUUCUUUUUGUAUUUAUUAAGUUCCUGUGUGCCUAAACCCGGUCAGAAAUCAGUUUGGGGUUUUUUGAAGUUAUUUAAAAUAAGCGCGGUUGUUAUAAUUACUUUCUGUGUGAUUUGGUUACCGUUUUUAUAUGAUUUUGAUGAUUUUAUUCAAGUUGUGCAUAGACAGUUUCCUUUCGCUAGGGGAGUUUUCGAAGACAAAGUUUCUAACGUUUGGUGUGCCUUAAAUGUCAUUUUUAAAUUUAAAAAAACCUUCGAUGAUUAUCAGAUGAUGAGGAUCUGUCUUUUUACGACGUUUUACGCUCUAUUACCGAGCUCAGUGGAUUUGUUUUUGAGACCGAAUUUGAAAAAGUUUAUCUUGAGUCAAAUUAAUUCGUCGUUGGCGUUUUUUUUGUUUAGUUUUCAAGUACAUGAAAAAAGUAUAUUAUUGGUUGCCGUACCUGUUUUAUUGUACUUUCCUUAUGAUCCAUUCACAUGUUUUUGGUUUCUUUGUUUGUCUGUUUUUAGUAUGACGCCUUUACUGUUGAAAGAUGGUUUAACUGUUGCCUUUAUGGCUUUAAUGUUGUUCUAUGGCGUUACGUUUCGAGUUUCUAUUGAACAUUGUUAUAGAAAUUAUUUAAAUAAUCAAGACGGUUUGAAAGAAUAUUAUCGAAGCCUCCUUCAUUCGUUGUUGAAUAUAGAAUAUAAAAAAGCGACGCAAAUUGGAAUAAUAAAAGCGUCGUUACAACAAAUUAGAAAAAAUUCAGAUGCUUUAAAAAUACUAAUUUUCCAUUGUGUUAUGGUGUUUUCUUUAAUCGGCUGUUUGAUAUUAUUUAUUAUAAGUUUGUUAUUAGAACCUCCAACUAAAUAUCCAGAUUUAUUUCCUCUUGCCAUUUCCGUUUAUUCUUGUAUACAUUUCCUCGGAUUUUUUUUGUAUUUUAACAUCAAACAACUCAAAAUACCGCAACAAUUCGAAGAUAUUCGAGUUAAAGAAUCCUGAAAAAUUCCUUUAAUUACCAAAUUGUUUGAUUUGUUUGUUAAAAAUCAUGUAGAAAUGUUUUUUUGUUAAUUUUGUUGAUUUUUCGAGAUAAAUACAUUUUCAACUUAUCAUA